UUCGCAAGCAGUCAAACCAGACUGCGGGAACUGUACAGGGCCAUCAGUGAUCUGCCAGGCGUUUCCCUGAACGGACAACGUGUCUGGCUGGACGCUAUGGCGGACUGGUUGGAGACGGUACAGGCGGCUUUCGAUCGCGACCGCAAUCUGGGGCACAUCUCCAGCACAGGCUUCUGGACGGCCAAUGCAAGCGCCCUGGGUGUGCUGGGGUUGCGUUUGAUCGUCCAGACUAACCACGGUCUCCAGCUUGAUCGGAUUAUUACGGCGCGUCUCGUGACAAAUCGCAUCGUUGACCCCACUGGCUUCAACAUCUUCCUACGGGUGUGGAGGAACCACGACAUUCUCAACUAUACGGGCCCACCCUGUGUCAUCUUCCCCGACCCGGGUCUUGGUCAUGAUCUUCGCCUUUUCACGCCUACUGCGGUCGGCGGUGGUCCCCACGACCUCAGUCCCAUACGGCCAGCCGUACCCACGGAGUACGUCCAGACCAGCUUCUUCGCCUCGGGCUAUGCAACUGUGGAGUCACAAAUUGAACUAGUGAAGGUUGUCUUCACGAAGAUCAAAUUCUCUCUGCUGUUGAGUGCCCCUAAAAACCACCUUGAGACUUCUUAUCCGAUAUUUGACACACCGCAGCACUCCCAGUAUCUGCUCCUGCACUGUCUCACCGCCACGGGUCUAGUUGGUUAA
Molecule: messenger RNA, 687 nt
Organism: Dibothriocephalus latus
Lineage: Eukaryota; Metazoa; Platyhelminthes; Cestoda; Diphyllobothriidea; Diphyllobothriidae
Source: the annotation of a GenBank genome assembly